This is a messenger RNA of Aspergillus alliaceus, 1668 nucleotides long. Its product is annotated as Alpha/Beta hydrolase protein. The record is from RefSeq and is a predicted model, not a curated record. The coding region runs from base 1 to 1668 and encodes 555 amino acids. NCBI's taxonomy places the organism in Eukaryota, Fungi, Ascomycota, Eurotiomycetes, Eurotiales, Aspergillaceae. The transcript has 4 exons.
AUGCUCAAAUCAAUUAUCAGCCUGUCUAUGCUGUGGGUGGCUAGUAAUGCGUCCCACAGCAAUAUAACGGGCCCAACAGCCCGCGUCCGCAAUGGCACAUAUGUCGGGGCGAGGAAUGACCACUACCAGCAGGACUUCUUCCUGGGUAUGCCGUAUGCGCAGCAGCCAGUUGGUGAUCUGCGGUUUACAGUGCCGCAACCGUUGAACGAAAGCUGGGAUGGAGCGCGCAAUGCAAAGGAAUAUUCCGAUAUUUGUGUGGGAUAUGGUUCAGAUUCGAUCUGGUACGCGAUGUCCGAAGCGUGUCUUACUUUGAACGUUAUUCGAGGAUCAUCUGCGAAUGAGGCUGCCAAUCUCCCUGUUGGGGUUUGGAUUCACGGUGGCGGAUACUAUAUGGGUUCUGGAUCUGACGAGCGGUAUAACAUGUCUGCUAUUGUGGCGAACUCUUACAGGAUCGGCAAACCAUUCAUCGCUGUGUCCUUGAACUAUCGCCUCUCUGCAUGGGGCUUCUUGAGUUCGAGUGAAGUCACCCGUAGCGGAAACACUAAUCUCGGUCUCAGGGAUCAGAGAAUGGCCCUCCAGUGGAUCAAAGAAAACAUCCAGGCCUUCGGAGGCGAUCCAGACAAGGUCACGAUAUGGGGAGAGUCCGCAGGGGCAAUGUCCGUUGGGACCCAUCUUAUCGCAUACGGUGGCAGAGAUGACGGUCUCUUCCGCGGAGCUAUUAUGGAAUCGGGAGGAUCGAUAGCGGCCAAUCCAGUGAACGACACCGGCUAUCAGGCAAUGUAUGAUGAAGUGGUGGCGAAGGUCGGCUGCUCUAACGCCAACGAUACACUGCAAUGUUUGCGCGAGGUUCCAUUUGAGGAACUGAAUGCUGUUUUCAACGGCACCGAUGGCAAUCCAGCGUAUUUCUUCAGGCCUGCGGUUGACCAGGAUCUAGUCAGAGGCCCGGGAAGUGACCAACUGGAAAGGCAUGAGUUCGUCAAGGUGCCAAUCCUUGCAGGCACCAAUACCGACGAGGGGACUAGCUUUGGCCCCACGGGGAUCAAUUCGACAGCGCAAUUCUACGAAUAUCUCACAGACGGAACAUCCGGCUUCAGUCUCCCGCCAUCAGCAGCAAACCGGAUCCUCGAUCUCUACCCGGACGACCCAUCACUGGGAAUUCCGGAGUUUCUCGGCGCCCAACGAGUACCGUCGAAGGGUUACCAGUGGCGCCGGACAUCCGCCUACGCAGGGGACUACAUAAUGCAUGCGAACCGACGACGACAAUGCGAAGCCUGGACGAAGGCCGCAACCCCAGCCUAUUGCUACCGAUUCAACAUGCGCGGGGCGGACGUUCCGUAUCUCUCCGGUGCCGGCCAUUUUGAGGAAGUGGCCUUCGUGUUCAACAACAUCAAGGGGCUUGGGUAUCAUGACGGGAAGCCGUUCGAGGGGAUGCCCGAGUCGUACAGCCAGCUAAGCACGCUGAUGGCGAGCAUGUGGGCGUCUUUCAUCCACGACUUAGACCCAAAUUCGGGCAUCAAGGAUAGAGAGGUUCGCUGGCAGGCGUAUGGGGCGACCCAGCCGGUCGAUCUGGUGUUCGACGCGAAUGCCACGAGCUAUAUGGAGCCGGACACGUGGCGGAAGGAGGGGAUCGAUUAUAUUAAUUCGAUCGCGAAGACAUAUUGGCGGUAG